AAUUCCACUCGUUUCCACACGGCCAGCGAUGGUCAACUACUAAAGUUAUUUAUUAGUGUGCACCAUUAAUAAAUUUAUUACGGAAUACCUCGUAAAUGUGCACGAUAAAAUAAAGUUUGCCAAAUUUUUUAAUAUUAAAUAAUGCGAGUGAGCGCAGUUUGGCGGCAUUUUGUCAAAGUUGAUGAAGGAAGAAGAGUUAGAUGCAAAGAGUGUAAUAAAUUGUUGAAAUACAAUAAAAGCACCACGACACUUUCGUUCCACCUAAGAGCUAUGCAUGGAAUAGAUACAGCUAAGUCUAGCACACAACUAGAUGUUUCCGAAACAGCAAGUACCAUCCGAGAGUUGACCAGCGAGUAUUGUUUCUUAUGUGGCAAAUCAAGCAAACUUUCAAACCAAACAUUCCAAAAUAUAGAGACAUGCAAAGUUCCUGCGUCAGGAAAACCUAUUCAGGUUGUAUUACAACAUUUGGCUAAUUGCGUCAAAACGAAUUUGGUGUUUCAAGGAGUUGCUAGUAUAUGUUUGGAAUGUUGUGACGAAUUAGCCGAAUAUGACAAUUUAAUGGUUAAUUUACUUUCUUUCCAAAAACGGUUAACUGAACGUCUUCGAUCAGUUUUAUCUGGCGAACUCAAAUUGGAGCAAGUCGACUACGAUGAGUCGAUUUCCGAGGCUAUAAUUGUUGAAGACGAUGGUCAGAUAGAAGAUGCCUUUAACCCAGAUUUAGACGCAAAAGAAGAAUUCAUUGAAAUCGUUGGUAAUGAAGAAAAUGUUGAGUGUAAUGUCCAAGACGAAGAAAGUUUGCAAAGCGAAAAAGGUAUUGACGACGAUGAUGAUGACGAUUGGAUGGGGGGAGAUAGCAGUUUAGGUGAGAAAAACCAAGAAUGCGUUGUUUGUGGACUGAUAUUCAAAACAAAGUCUGAACUUUCAAAACAUAUAAGCUCAGCUCAUAAUAUAAAACAAUUUAUUUGCCCUAUUUGUGGGGUAGUGCGAAGGGACGAGGAGUAUUUGGAGUUACAUAUGAAUGUGCAUGAUGGUAAAACAGAAAAUGAAUGCCGAUACUGUGAAAAGCGCUUCACAAGGCCAGUAAAUACCCUGCGCCACAUGCGUAAACAUUGGGAUAAAAAGGAAUACCAGUGCGAAAAAUGUGGAGAACGUUUCUCUUUGGACAAUAUGCUAUAUAAUCACCGAAUGCGACAUGAAGCCGAAGAGAAUCCACUUAUAUGUAGUAUAUGCAACCAAUCAUUUAGGUCACGAAAAACUUACAAUCACCACAUGCUCAUACAUCAAGAGAAUAGACCACGGCACCACUGCACACACUGCUCAAAAUCUUUCACCGAACGUUAUACACUAAAAAUGCACAUGAGAACGCACAAUAUUGAAUUACCAUCGUGUCGGUAUCGCGUGGCUCAAUUAUUAGAUGAACAGGAGCAAAACGAAACAAAGGAAGCAGUGUCAACGCUCAUAUCAAAAUUUGAAACGACAUCACCUCAGAAGGAGUUUAGGUGUGUCAUUUGCAGUCGAAUAUUUGAGAAUAAGGAAAACUUGGAGAAACAUUUGGAAAGCGAUCAUGAUGUUAUCUUAGACGAAGAACAAAACCAAUGAUUUGCAUAUGUAUAUAUUUUAUUAUAAAAACAAAUAAAUGGUAAUAAAAACUAAA
This is a messenger RNA of Anastrepha ludens (Mexican fruit fly), 1654 nucleotides long. RefSeq names its product serendipity locus protein delta-like. NCBI's taxonomy places the organism in Eukaryota, Metazoa, Arthropoda, Insecta, Diptera, Tephritidae. Gene Ontology annotation, cellular component: nucleus. Gene Ontology annotation, molecular function: DNA binding. The transcript is spliced from 2 exons. The record is from RefSeq and is a predicted model, not a curated record. The coding region runs from base 142 to 1599 and encodes 485 amino acids.